Messenger RNA from Oryzias latipes (Japanese medaka), 7044 nucleotides. RefSeq names its product IQ motif and Sec7 domain ArfGEF 1b (gene iqsec1b). Gene Ontology annotation, molecular function: guanyl-nucleotide exchange factor activity. Gene Ontology annotation, biological process: regulation of ARF protein signal transduction; actin cytoskeleton organization. Lineage: Eukaryota; Metazoa; Chordata; Actinopteri; Beloniformes; Adrianichthyidae. The record is from RefSeq and is a predicted model, not a curated record.
UUCGUGCGUCUGGGAGUUGGCGCGCGUCAAGGGGUUAACGGCUGUGGCGCGUGAGGCGCGGUUGGUUGGCUGCUUGCGCUUUGGCUGCUGCUGGUUGGUUGGCCGCCCGCUGCGGCUUUGCGCUCGUGGACGCGGCGGCAGCGGCGCGCGGCAGAGAGCCACAGAGCUCGGAGGUGGUGGCGUCGGGGAGAGGAUGCGUGCGCGGGUUUGACCGCGCUCCCACUCGCAUGCUGCUGCUGCUGACUGUGAGAGCAGCCGGAGAACAUGUCCUUCAUGGACGGCAUGGAGAACCCAACGGAGAACCCGAGCAAGGCGGUGGAGUAUCUGAAAGAGCUGAACAACAUCAUCGAGACCCAGCAGGGGCUUCUGGACCAACAGAGGGUCCGGAUCGAGGAGUUGGAGCUCCAGGUGGCGGACCUGUGCCAGGAAAACGCCUGUCUGAAGGAGCAGCAUCAGCGGCACCUGGCCGCCUGCAGACUACUCCAGCAGGGGAACCAUGGCGCGCUGGGGGCCAUCAGGGAGAACAUCACACCAGAAAAGGAACUCACCUCAUCACCUGCUCAAGCCUCUGAAAUCCCUCUAAUCCUUGCUGCCCCUCCACGUAAAGGGUGUUAUCGCAAAUGGAAGUCUGCAUCUUUUGGGCCAGACUCGGAGGAGCUCAGCUCUGCAUUGGCUUACAGGCAGCACCAUCAAUCUGUGGAAGGCGAUGGCCCAGGCACUGAGGUUGGAACCUCUGUUGACUCCAGCAGCUGCUACAGUUACGUCCCAGUGACCCACCGAGGUGGACUUGGUCCUGAGCGCCUCGAUAGCCAGCUCUACGGGCAGAUUCUGCUGGCUGGACACCCACGUACACGCAGGUCAAAGCUGCAGCACUCCCAGUCCAUCCUCCGAAAGCAGGCAGAGGAAGAAGCCAUCAAGCGCUCCCGCUCACUGUCAGAAAGCUAUGAGCUUUCAUCUGACCUUCAGGACAAACAGGUGGAGAUGCUAGAGCGUAAAUAUGGUGGGCGUUUCAUAACUCGGCAUGCUGCACGCACCAUCCAGACAGCCUUCCGCCAGUAUCAGAUGAACAAGAACUUUGAGCGUCUUAGAAGCUCUAUGUCCGAGAACCGCAUGUCCAGACGGAUUGUUUUAUCCAAUAUGAGAAUGCAGUUUUCCUUUGAAGGACCUGAAAAAUUCAACAGCUCCUAUUUUGAGGGGAAGCAAGUUUCACUGACAGAUGGUGGCACCAAAGUUGGAGCACUAGUUCAGUCAGAUCAUGAUGGGGAGAGGGGCCAGUCGAAGACCUCAACUCCACAAAGCGACUUCACUGAUGCCAUUACAGAACUAGAAGAUGCUUUCUCCAGGCAGGUGAAGUCCUUAGCUGAGUCUAUUGACGAUGCUCUGAACUGCCGCAGCUUGCAUGGAGAAGACGGUCAGCCAGAGCAAAGGAGAAGAGACAAGGAUAUGGACAAACAGGUUGAACCUUCUCAGAGCUCCCCAGACAGGUGCAAACUGGAGGAGAUGACAGCAUCUUAUAGCGAUGUUACCCUGUACAUUGAUGAAGAGGAGUUAUCACCACCCCUGCCUCUUUCGCUGUCAGUAGACCGACCCUCCAGUACAGAAUCUGACCUGCCUCAACGCUCCCUUAACUCUUCCCAAGACUACUGGUCCCUUGUUCACAAGGAUGACAAAGGCGACACUGAUACCAGCUGUCGCAGCACACCUUCCUUAGAAUGUCAAGAGCAGCGUCUUCGAGUUGAACACCUGCCCUUAUUGACCAUUGAGCCUCCCAGUGACAGUUCGGUGGAGUUAAGCGAUCGUUCUGAUCCUAGUUCUUUAAAGAGACACAAUGCCUAUGAGCGAAGCAACCAGCAAAGUAGCCCCAAACAUGUCAGCCGCAGCCUACCACCUCGAGGACCUUCCAGAGAGGAAGGUCACCGACCCCGACAGCUUGAUCCUCAUGUGGUGGUCAAUGGUACCCCAAACCGGCAGAGCAAGUCCGAGUCUGAUUUUUCCGAUGGUGACAAUGACAGCAUCAACAGCACAUCGAACUCCAAUGACACGAUCAACUGCAGCUCUGAGUCUUCAUCGAGGGACAGCCUCAGGGAGCAGACGCUCAGCAAGCAGACAUACCACAAAGAAACACGCAACAGCUGGGACUCACCUGCUUUCAGCAACGACAUUAUUCGGAAGAGACACUACCGCAUUGGCCUAAACCUCUUCAACAAAAAACCAGAAAAAGGCACCCAGUAUCUGAUAGACCGAAACUUUGUUCCUGACACCCCGGUGGGGGUGGCCCACUUCCUGCUUCAGCGGAAAGGCUUGAGUAGGCAGAUGAUUGGCGAGUUCCUGGGAAACAGACAGAAGCAGUUUAACAGGGAUGUUCUUGACUGUGUGGUGGACGAAAUGGACUUUUCUGCCAUGGAGCUUGAUGAAGCACUGCGCAAAUUCCAGGCGCACAUCAAAGUGCAGGGAGAAGCUCAAAAGGUUGAGCGCCUGAUAGAAGCCUUCAGCCAGAGAUACUGCAUCUGCAACCCUGGAGUGGUGCAGCAGUUCAGGAACCCCGACACCAUCUUCAUCCUGGCCUUUGCAAUCAUCCUCCUCAACACUGACAUGUACAGUCCCAACGUCAAGCCUGAGAGGAAGAUGAAGUUGGAGGACUUUGUGAAAAACCUGCGAGGCGUUGAUGAUGGGGAGGAUAUUCCCAGAGAAAUACUGGUGGGGAUAUAUGAGCGGAUUCGCAAGAGGGAGCUUAGGACUAAUGAAGAUCAUGUGUCCCAAGUUCAGAAAGUAGAGAAACUUAUUGUUGGAAAGAAGCCGAUUGGCUCUUUGCACCAGGGUAUUGGCUGUGUGCUGUCGCUGCCCCACCGAAGACUGGUUUGUUACUGCAGACUGUUUGAAGUACCCGAUCCCAACAAACCCCAAAAGCUGGGUCUACAUCAGAGGGAGAUCUUCCUCUUUAACGACCUGCUGGUGGUUACAAAGAUCUUUCAGAAGAAAAAGAACUCUGUGACUUACAGCUUUCGGCAGUCCUUCUCACUUUACGGCAUGCAAGUGCUGCUGUUUGAAAAUCAGUAUUAUACCAACGGAGUUCGUCUGACCUCAGCCAUUCCUGGGGCGGACAUCAAAGUCCUCAUCAAUUUCAAUGCACCGAACCCUCAGGAUCGCAAAAGGUUUACUGACGAUCUGCGAGAGUCAAUAGCAGAAGUCCAAGAGAUGGAGAAAUACCGGAUAGAAUCUGAGCUGGAAAAGCAGAAGGGAGUCGUGAGGCCCAGCAUGUCCCAGAGCGCAGGCUUAAAAAAGGACACCGGGAACGGCACCCUGAGCCGAGCCAGCCUCGAUGACAGUUACGCCAUAGGAGAAGGCCUGAAGAGGAGCGCCCUCAGCAGCUCCCUACGUGACCUCUCAGAUGCAGGCAAGCGUGGAAGACGCAGCAGUGCAGGAUCUCUAGACAGCAAUCUGGAAGGCUCCAUCAUUAGCAGUCCUCACAUUCGACGGCGAUCCCCCUCCAGCCGAGACUGUCCGUCCCGCCACAGUGGCCACUCCCUGCCAAGCUCCUCCUCCCUCCUGGGCUCUUUGUUUGGCACCAGGCGGGUGAAGUCCCCAAGCCCCACCCCCCAGCUGUCACAUCCCACCCUCAUGGCCCAUUCCCCCCACCCUUUGAAUCUGCACCACACAGCCCGGGUGGAGACGGACACGCCGGCCCCUAUGAUCCCGCACAACGCCCCGUUCUGCCAUAUGGGCCAGAACCCCCCGCCUUACCACCACCACCACCACUAUCACCCACCCGCUCACCUGAAGCACCCGCCGCACCAGUACCACCCGCCGCCCCCCCACAACCAGCAGCUAACUUACCCUCACUCGCAGCACGGCCAUGGAGGCCACUCAACACACCCACCGCAUCCUGGUCACGGCCCCCACCUCCACGGCCCCUCACCUCCAGCGGCCCCUCCUCAGGGCUCCAGCAACAGCAAGUCUAAGCACAGCGGCAUCAGUACAGUGGUGUGAGGGGUCACUAAGGCCUCUGCCCCUGAACUAUUGGGGGGGUCUGUAGCAGGGGCAGUAAGCCCCACCUCAGCAGCACUCUUGGUUACACCCAUCCGAGGGGGCAAACAAACUGCUGUGUUGCAGGUCACUUCUUUUCUUUCAGGUCAUGAGUUACGUCUGACUGCUUCAGAAGCAGAUAGCAGGAAUGGGGGGGUUGAGCACACAGACCACGAGCACUGUGUGAAUCAGAUGAAUGAUGCGUGUGCUUUACAGGAGAAGCUCAGACUGGUUUGUCCCUGGGGGGGUGCUGGUUUGGUCGGCCCAGCAGGAGUCGAUUGUUUCUUGUAGCAGUAGCUUUCGUUCACUGUGAUUCUGGUAGCAGUUUUAAAUGUGCCAACUAUCCGAGCAUUAAUAAAGUAGCUACAGAAACUGCUUCACGUGCAUCAUAUUUUUGUAAGAUACAGAUAUCAGCUGUCACCGCUAAGAUUAUUGAUGAAUAAACAUCAUCAAUUCCAGCUCAGUAUUCCCACUCACGCAGUCGUAGGAAACUUUUCACACUUUUUCCCAAAUUCCGAUUUUCUCCUGGUUGCCUUUGAGGUGGAGCACAGUUAAUGGGACGGAUGCGCCCCGCCUGUCCGCUGCCCCCUCUCUGCUCCUGUCUUUGGUCUCUGAAUAAUAGAUGCCAUGGAAGGUGGUUAGCAGACAGACUUCUUCUCCGCCCUUCAGUCCUGCUGCUUUGUUUUCGAGUCUUUGGUAUCUGAAUGCACAAUAUUUGUUUUGGGAGAAGCUCGGCACGGAGCUGAAGGGGUCUCAGCCAGUCUGGCUUGGUUUGCUGAAUGUGGCUGUGAGUAAGUCACGCAGGAACACCUGGGCCUUCAGAAACACCACAGUGCAAACUCCACAUUUAUCAUUAGAAUCCGUUUUAUAUCACUCAUUUCCUAAUGGCUAUCCUCUGCACAUGGACCUGUCAUGUGCUGCAGCACCUUUCCUUUCAGAAGUGAUGGACAGCACUACUUUUUAUUUUGUCAUCUGCAACAAAAUGUGUAUGUUUUGAAUUUGUGCAAUACGUAUUAUUAGCUUUUCUUUCCUUCAGGAAUGAGCCUAUUCUGUUGGUUGUUUCAGUUUGCAAACCAUCCGCACCUCUAAAUUGUUGCAUGCCAUUUCUCUUGUCAAUGAAUCUAUAAGGACCAAUAAUUCCGAUUAUGUAAACAUAUGCCUUUAAAGACCCACUCCAAAGAAAACGUGUUCUUGGUGUUAACAUAUUUUAUUGGAUUUUUUCUCAUGAUGAAGGACAUAUAUGAACAAAAUUAUUAGUUAUUUCUCUAUUAAAAUUGUGUUGAAUCAGGAACAGGCGAAAAAAUGCAGUUUAAAAAAGCUUGUAGCCGUGACGUACAUAGGUGCUCCAGUCAGUGGGCCCCAAACUCCCUGCUCCACUCCAUUCGGAUGCAUCCACUGGCAGACAGAUAAAUUCAUCUACGUCUUUGUUUUCCUCGCCUCAGCUGGCAUCUGGCUCAGAACUGCACGGCUGGACACCUCCGAUUUUGCUCGCCAUUUUUGUUACACCAGUAAUGUUAGGUGGGGGUUGUUGGGGGCUGUAAGCUAACAGGAGAGAGGGUAAACCCGGGGAUGAUGGGUAGUGCGGGAAGGUGUACUCUACCAACAGUUCUCCCUGCAACUCUCAGGCAAAUUUCUAAUAAAACAGAAACUGUGUUCUUGAAAACAGCACUGGCUUUUUCCUUUUGGCUAAAAACAACAUAACCAUAAAUAUAAGACCACUUUUACAAUAGAUCAAAAGAGGAUUGGAGUGGGACUUUAAAGUAUUGCAACAGAAAAGCAGAAUAUCUUUGAUUGCACUGGUGUCAUUCCUUUUGCCCGGAUGUUUCUGGCCAUCAUUUUUCAACUGCACACUGUAGUUUAAGUGCACAACCGCAUUUCAAUAUCAACCUUUUUAAUGCUGCAACAACAAAGGUUUUGUCUUGGGACUAAAUACAAAGCCUCUGAAAGUAAACUAUUGUCCCGUUUGAUGUUUUUUUUUUAUGUCAGUUGGCCUGCUUUCUUCCUCUGAAAUAACGGAGAUUACUGCUGGUUUGAGGAUGAAAAGGCUGUUGUCCUUCCUCUGUACCUGGUGAAAUCCUCAUGAUGCUUUAACCCUUGUGCUAUCUUAGAUGACCCCCCCCCCCCCCCCUUACAUUGACGUGUUAUUCCUACCAGGACAAAGGUGGAUAAAGGUGGAAAGAUUUCAUGUAAUCCAUGGACAUCAGUGAAGAUCACAAAUCAUUGAAGAAAAAAGGUUCAGCACACUGUUUAGUGGGUUUAGAUGACCCAACUCCCAACGUUAAAGGGCCUAGGAUAGCACAAGGGUUAAAAUGGAAACAGAUCUCAGGUCUGAUGAGCCAGUGAUUCAGCUCCAGUUGUCCAUUUUCCAUGACGAAUCCUUUGCUGCAUGCUGGUGAUUCCCAACUCUUUUCUUUUCUUUCUCAGACUUCAGGCAUUCUGACUGUUGCUUAGUUAACCGACUUACCGUCUUCUAGGGCAUCACUAUCCCAGCAUGCACUUGUGCUUACAUUGUACAGUGAAAGGAAAAGUGCUGCAGUGUAAAGUGCAGUCAUUUAAAUAAAUCCAUUUUUGAAAACACAAAGCAACUUUAUGUGGAAUGAAACGUUUAAAACGGGAUUUAUUUUCAGGGUGGGUGGAAGCUGAAGAGUUCUAUACAUGUAAAUAAGUUGUAAAUGAUUAUCAUUAAUUUAUGGAUUUUUUAUCAUUUGUGGUAAAAAUCACAUCUGUGUCUGCAGUGACACUGAAGGUCAUCAUCCUGCUCCGCGUUAGACCUGACAGGAAUGAGUCAUCCCAUUAUCUACAGGCCAACAGCUAACUGGAACCUGUUUAACCCCGCUCCUCUUUUCCAGAUGCUCCCCUUUCCUCACAUUUAGCUCACUCCUAAAUUCCGAGGGAAGGCAGAAUAGUUCCUGUUUUAAUAUAUUUUGGUUUUUUUUUUUCAGUAGGAAGAACCCUGUUGAUGUAAAACUAGUACUGUGACCAUGCUAACGCAAAAUAAAACCUGAUGCUGUAAGCGCUGAA